UCGGUCCGGCGCAGCGGGGAGCUGGAACGGGGAACUGGAGCGGCGAUGGCGGCCGUCGGAACCGUUCUCUGAGGAAGAAUUUAUGAUAUAAGCUAAAAAUCGUGCGCGAACCUUGUAUGAUGGAAGGACGCGUCUUUCCCGAACAAGAACAGCUCCUACAGUUUCUGAGGAGGCUCAAGGAGGUUUUUGACGUCUGUGACGAGGAUGCUGACGGCUUCAUCCGGGUGGAGCACUUGGUGGAUCUCGGUCUUCAGUUCGGUCAAGGAGACGAGGUGAAGAAGUUGACACGGUACCUGGAUCCUAACGCUCAUGGGAAAAUCAACUUCAAAGACUUUUGCCACGGAGUGUUUGCCAUCAAAGGCUGUGAAGAGAUACUGAAGAUGGCCGUGGGUCCUCGUAGCCGUGCCUCCAGCCAGCCAUCUGUCACAGACAAUGGCUACAUAUACCAGAAUGGUGAGGCAAAGCUAGGUCCUCCAAUUAUCAUGUGUACACGGUCCUACCCGGAAAGCACGUAUGCUGAGGGCUCUGGUGCUGAUGGCGAGUGUGACAUGGACAGCAGCACUGAAAAUGCCAACAGCUCUGACUCACUUCACCCAACGCGGCAGGACAGCCACCUGAGUGGCUCCGCGUCUGCGUCAGUCAUCUCUGGAGAGGAGCAGUUUGAAGACUAUGGUGAAGGGGAGGAUGUGGAUUUUACUCCCAGCAGCCCCUGCCCUGAAGAAGACACACGAACAAAUGGUUUCUCAGACCUGGGAUCCUCACUUCCCUCCAGUGCUGGCCAGACCCCUCAAAAGAUGCGGCAGCUGUAUAACAGUGAGCUGCUGGACAUCUACUGUUCUCAGUGCUGCAAGAAAGUGAAUCUACUCAAUGACCUGGAGGCUCGACUGAGAAACCUCAAGGCCAACAGUCCCAACAGAAAGAUUUCCAGCACAGCAUUUGGACGUCAGCUGUUCCAGGCCAAUCACAGUGUGUUUGGGUCCAGUCAGGGCAGCAGCACAGAGGAUCUGUUCACGGACAGCAUCGACUCCUGUGACCUUGACAUCACAGAGAAAGUCAGUUACCUGGAGAAAAAGGUGACGGAGCUGGAAAGUGACAGUCUGGCUAACAAUGACCUCAAGUCUAAACUCAAACAUGAGAACACACACCUUGUACACAGGGUGCAUGAGCUGGAGGAGCAGGUGAAGGAUGCAGAGACGAAGGCUACAGAGAGUCUGAAAGAGGAGGUCAAGAAACACCGGGAGGUUUACAGCAAGCUGGAGCGAGAGAGGAACACAGAGAUAGAGCUGCUCUGUAACAGGUUACAACAGUUAGAAGAGGAGAAUACAGAGAUGAAGCUAAAUGUGUGCAGACUCAAGUCUCAGACAGAGAAAAUGGAUCAGGAGAAGCAGAGAGUGACAGACAAGCUGGAGGACACUAGUCUGAGGCUGAAGGAUGAAAUGGACCUGUACAGGAAAAUAAUGGACAAGCUCUGGCAAAACCGCCACGACUUUCAGAAGGAAAAAGAGUCCAUGCAGGAGCUGAUUGACGAUCUCCGUCGGGAGCUGGAGUAUCUGCAGUUGUUUAAGCUGGAGAUGGAGCAUCCUGGGAAAGGCAAAGGGCUGUCUGAGUUUAACGCCAAGACCAGAGAGAUGGAGAUGGAACAUGAAGUGAAGAGACUGAAACAGGAGAACCAUAAGCUGCGGGAUCAGAACGACGACCUGAACGCUCAGAUUCUCAGUCUGAGCUUGUACGAGGCCAAGAACCUGCUGUCCUGUCACACCAAGGCCCAGUGCCUGGCCGCUGAGAUCGACAAUGCUUCCAGAGAUGAGCUGGUGGAUGCUUUGAAGGAGCAGGAGGAGAUCAACCUGCGUCUGAGGCAGUACAUGGACAAAAUCAUUUUGGCCAUUCUUGACCACAAUCCCUCCAUCCUGGAGAUCAAGAGCCGGGCUACCAAAGCAAAAAUUCUGCAACUAAACAAUACCUGAGGUGGCCACAGGAGGCGCACCUUUCUGAAGGAUUUCCAUGUGAUGCUUCACAAAACUUGGGCUGCAGUAACUGAUAUUCCUAAGAAAUGAGCGUAGACCUGAUGAUAUCCAGCCUUUUAAAUAAAUCCUUAUCUAAUACUGAGCCAUGAUCACUAUUGUGUGGGAAAUGUUUGGAACUUUUUCCCCUUCUGAAAGCCAGCAGGGAAGAACUGGAAAAAUUUGGGGUAUAUUAAUAUAAAAAGCCUACAGCUCCGUGAGUGUUUUGUGUUGUGAGGUCAUUUUAAAUUUGCUCACAAAAUAUGAACAAAUUCUGGUCAGAAAAUCUCAGAUUUGUGUGUGAAACUUUUGUAAGCACAGUUUAAACUCAGAUUUGUGAACGAGGCCCGCUUCGAGUUGCUCUGGGGAGGUUUCGAUCAGCCGUAGUGCCAUUGAGCGGUGUUUUUGCAGCUUUUACUCUACUCCCAAUUUCAUGCUGUUAGACAAAGUCAGUGAUGGUAGUGUGUCUGUGACAGAAGACUGCUGAUAAAUAAUCACUGAGGUAACCAAGAGCUUAAAUGGUUUUAUUUAGCUUUGCAAGGAAGGAAACGCUGGUGAGAGCUCGGGCUGUUCUGCACUGCUCACGGUGAAAUCACAGAGAGUGGCUGUGAAACAAGUGUGUUAUAUAUCACAAAGUAUAUAUACCUGAUAUUAAAACACAGAGAAAACAGUCACGAUUCACAUGUUCACAUUGAUUUCUUUUAUUUUUGUACCACACAUGGA
This is a messenger RNA of Archocentrus centrarchus (flier cichlid), 2723 nucleotides long. It is a transcript of the gene rab11fip4a, whose product is annotated as RAB11 family interacting protein 4 (class II) a. The coding region runs from base 117 to 1964 and encodes 615 amino acids. Lineage: Eukaryota; Metazoa; Chordata; Actinopteri; Cichliformes; Cichlidae. The record is from RefSeq and is a predicted model, not a curated record. Gene Ontology annotation, molecular function: calcium ion binding. Gene Ontology annotation, cellular component: cleavage furrow; midbody; endocytic vesicle. Gene Ontology annotation, biological process: regulation of cytokinesis; endocytic recycling. The transcript has 16 exons.